Arvicanthis niloticus (Nile rat) is the source of this 1374-nucleotide messenger RNA. The record is from RefSeq and is a predicted model, not a curated record. Lineage: Eukaryota; Metazoa; Chordata; Mammalia; Rodentia; Muridae.
AUGAUACUCAUGCCGAUGGCAUCAGUGGUGGCGGUGGCAGAACCCAAAUGGGUCUCGAUCUGGGGCCGUUUCCUGUGGAUGACCCUGCUGAGCAUGGCUCUGGGGUCACUGCUGGCCCUGCUGCUGCCACUAGGAGCUGUGGAAGAGCAGUGUCUGGCUGUACUCAGAGGCUUCCACCUGCUCAGGAGCAAACUGGACAGGACACAGCAUGUGGUCACCAAGUGCACCAGCCCAUCCACGGAGCUCAGUGUCACCUCCAGGGACACAGGGCUGCUGACGGCCAGGACUAAGGCGUCUCCAGCAGGGAAGCUGGAAGCCAAGGCCGCACUAAACCAAGCCCUGGAGAUGAAGCGCCAAGGCAAGAGAGAGAAAGCCCACAAGUUCUUCCUGCACGCCCUCAAGAUGGACCCUGGCUUCGUAGACGCUCUCAAUGAGUUUGGCAUCUUCUCCGAAGAGGACAAGGACAUCGUCCAGGCGGAUUACCUAUUCACCAGGGCCCUAACCAUUUCCCCCUUCCACGAGAAAGCGCUGGUCAACCGGGAUCGGACGCUGCCCCUUGUGGAGGAGAUCGACCAGAGGUACUUCAGCGUCAUCGACAGCAAGGUGAAGGUCAUGUCCAUCCCUAAGGGCAGUUCAGCGCUUCGCAGGGUCAUGGAGGAGACCUACUACCAUCACAUCUACCACACGGUGGCCAUCGAGGGCAACACCCUCACCCUGUCGGAGAUCAGGCACAUCCUGGAGACCCGCUACGCAGUGCCAGGGAAGAGCCUGGAGGAACAAAACGAGGUGAUCGGCAUGCACGCGGCCAUGAAGUACAUCAACACCACCCUGGUGUCCAGCAUCGGGUCUGUCACCAUCGAUGACAUGCUGGAGAUCCACAGGAGGGUACUGGGGUAUGUGGACCCAGUGGAGGCGGGCAGGUUUCGGAGGACCCAGGUCCUGGUGGGACACCACAUCCCACCCCACCCCCGCGAUGUGGAGAAGCAGAUGCAGGAGUUUACACAGUGGCUUAACUCAGAGGACGCCAUGAACCUGCACCCGGUUGAGUUUGCGGCCUUAGCCCAUUACAAACUGGUGUACAUCCACCCUUUCAUCGACGGCAACGGGAGGACCUCCCGCCUGCUGAUGAACCUGAUCCUGAUGCAGGCAGGAUACCCACCCAUCACCAUCCGCAAGGAGCAGAGGUCCGAGUACUACCACGUGCUGGAAGUCGCCAACGAGGGUGACGUGCGGCCUUUCAUCCGCUUCGUCGCCAAGUGUACGGAAGUCACACUGGACACAUUGCUUCUCGCCACCACGGAGUACUCUGUGGCGCUGCCCGAAGCCCAGCCCAACCAUUCUGGGUUCAAGGAGACACUUCCUGUAAGGCCCUGA